AUGCAGACUCUACAAAGAUUUGUGAAAGAAUGGGUCACUCUCAGGAGCUCAGUGAAUUCAAGCGUGAUACCGUGAUAGGUUGCCACCUGUGCAAUAAGUCCAUCCAUGAAAUGUCCUUGCUACAAAAUAUUUCAACGCCAACUGUUAGUGGUAUUAUAACAAAGUGGAAGCAACUAGGAAAAACAGCAAAUCAGCCACGAAGUGAGCGGGGUCAUCAAAUGCUGAAGCACACAGUGCGCAGAAGUUGCCAACUGCAGAGUCAAUAGCUAAAGACCUCCAAACUUCAUGUAACCUUCAGAUUAGCACAACAAAGGUGCAUAGAGAGCUUCAUGGAAUGAAUUUCCAUGGC
Messenger RNA from Staurois parvus, 349 nucleotides. The record is from the annotation of a GenBank genome assembly. Lineage: Eukaryota; Metazoa; Chordata; Amphibia; Anura; Ranidae.